Messenger RNA from Botrytis porri, 537 nucleotides. RefSeq lists its product as uncharacterized. Bases 1 to 537 code for a protein of 178 amino acids. Gene Ontology annotation, biological process: transmembrane transport. NCBI's taxonomy places the organism in Eukaryota, Fungi, Ascomycota, Leotiomycetes, Helotiales, Sclerotiniaceae. Gene Ontology annotation, molecular function: transmembrane transporter activity. The transcript has 2 exons. The record is from RefSeq and is a predicted model, not a curated record.
AUGUUCAUUCCCGUCGGUACAGGAUCUCUCAUCUCUGCUCUUACUACUGGGAAGAUAGUAGACUUUAACUAUCGCCGAUAUGCCAAGAUUCAUAACUUUCCACUCAUCAAAAAUCGUCAAAUGGAUCUCACCAAUUUUCCAAUCGAGAAAGCGCGACUGGAAAUUGCACUCCCGUUGUUCUCUCUCGGUGCUUUGCAUAUAGUUGCUUACGGCGGCUGGGUUAUGGAUCAUCAUGUUAGUAUUGCUGGUCCAAUGAUACUAUUGUUUGUGAUAGGGUAUGCUCUGGUUGCAAGUUUUCAAGUUCUCAAUGUCUUGAUGGUGGAUAUCUAUCCUGGUAAACCAGCUACUGCCACAGCUGGAAAUAAUGCGGUACGAUGUGAACUGGGAGCGAUUGCGACUGCGGUUAUUGUCCCUAUAGUCAAUGCCAUCGGUGGAGUGGUCAUAUACGAUUCUGGCCCUUCUAUUCGUGAUCUACAGCCCGGUAUUGAUAAUAAUCAUGAGAUAUGGAAUAUUAUAGAGAAGGCAAAAGAAAGUUAA